Molecule: messenger RNA, 2667 nt
Organism: Panicum hallii
Lineage: Eukaryota; Viridiplantae; Streptophyta; Magnoliopsida; Poales; Poaceae
Product: SET and MYND domain-containing protein 4
Exons: 15
Coding region: 40-2421 (793 amino acids)
Molecular function (GO): protein binding
Source: RefSeq, a predicted model, not a curated record
CGUCACCCACCCCCUCUUCUCUUCCGCCACGGGCUCUCCAUGGAGCGGCUCAAAUCGGCGGUUCCGGCCGAGCUCCGGCGGGCCGUCGGCGAGGGCGCGGCCGCCGACCUCCCAACCACAACCUCUCGCUUGCUCGCCUUCUUUGAUAGCCUCCCGCUCUUCCACCAGGUUAUGCGAGAGCUUACCGACCCGGAGCUUGCUCUGUGUCGCAAGGACAAGGGGAGGGCAGCCGAAUUGAAGGGCAAGGGCAAUGCGUGCUUCUCAAGGAGGGAAUUUGGUGAAGCUCUCGGGUUCUAUUCCCAGGCAUUGCGUCAUGUCCCGACUAAUUCAGAUGGCAUGGAUGUGAACUUGGUAUCUGCAAUAUAUGCCAAUCGUGCCUCGACGAUGCAUAAAUUAGGUCUAUUUAAAGAGUCUCUAAGGGAUUGCGACAGGGCCAUUGCCGUUUCAUCUAAUUAUUCUAAGGCAUGGUACAGGAAGGGAAUGGUAAAGGCAUCGCUUAAGAAUUAUUCAUCUGCCAUACAUGAUUUGGAGGUUGCAUUGAGCACGGAAAUGACUUCUUUAGGGAAGAGUAACAUAGAACAAGAGCUGAAGUUGAUUUUACAAAAACAAGAAAAUGUCAAUGAAGUUGGGACAUCAGACUGUGGUAGCAAGGAUGCAGAUGUGCCACUUGCAGAGCAACCUCAGAAGGUUAUUAUAGAUAGUAUCUCAACACCCAACAAAGGUAGAGGAAUGGCAUCUAUCAAUGAUAUUCCACCAGCUUCAUUGAUUCAUGUUGAGGAUCCUCUGGCUGUGAUUAUCAUGAAAUCUUCCCGUGAAACACACUGCCACUUUUGCUUUAAUGAAGCUCCAGCAGAUGUUGUAUUCUGUCCUUUGUGUACAAUACCAAUUUACUGUUCAAAAAGGUGCCAGGAGCAAGCUGUAGGAGAUAUUUCUUGUAAUCAAGAUACUUAUCUUGAGUAUGAUGAUCAUGCAACAAGUCUUGCAAAACUGAGCAUAACUUCUAGUUGCAAGUCUCCAAGCUCUAAACUGUUCGCUGAACAUAGGCAUGAAUGUGGAGGUGCUCACUGGGCAGCUGUUUUACCAGCUGAUAUUGUUUUAGCUGGACGAAUAAUGGCACGAGACAGAGAAAAAAGGAUGCUGUAUGGAAAGAGUGUUGCUAGUUCUGGCCCAAAUCUGGAUCUGGUUCACCAUUAUGAUCAUCAUUCGCCUGAUAACAAGUUGGAGUCCCAGAUAUAUGCAAUUAUCCUAUUAUUAUGCCUCCAAAACCAUUAUAGAUCAGAUCUUUCAUGGACAGAAGAUUCUUUAUCACAGCUGGUUCUUUUGAUAUUUCAAAUUAAAGUCAAUUCAAUUGCAAUUGUUCGUAUGAAAUCGAUGGAUGGAGGCCCAGAGCUCACAGUAAAUAAAGGUGUUUCUGCAGCUGAAGGUGCAAACAUGUGUAGUGUGGAGCAGGUCAGGGUUGCUCAAGCUAUUUAUGUAUCGGGUAGCCUGUUCAAUCACUCAUGCCGACCCAAUGUACAUGCAUAUUUUCUUUCACGCACUCUCGUUCUAAGAUCUACAGAAUUUAUAAAAUCCGGGAGCCCAGUCGAACUGUCAUAUGGUCCACAGGCUGGUGAGAUGCAUCUUCCAGACAGGCAGAAGUCACUUCAGGAGAAUUACUACUUUAGUUGUCAAUGUUCAAGUUGCUCAGAGCUAAAUCUAUCAGACCUUGUCAUGAAUUCAUUUUGUUGUCCACAAAGUAACUGCCUUGGUGCCAUAUCAGAAUCAACUUACUACAGGUCCAAAGAGAAUUUUGUCCAUGUUUCCCUAGGAGGAUCUUAUGUCUGGAAACUGUCAUUGCCUGAUGUAUCAAAGGUUGGUAAGGAUAUGGAGAAAGUCGCUAGAUCUCUUCUUGGAAAUAGUGGUGCCAGUCUGAACAUAGAUCCUGGGUGCUGCAUGAAUUGUAGAUCCCAUAUUGAAGUGUCAUCUGCUGCGGCUACAUCACACAGGGAAGCAUCAAAGAUCAAUAGGUUGAAGGAGAUUACAUUACUAGACAAAACUCUCAUCCCAGAGGCACUACAAUCUCUAAAACAACUCAAGAAACUGAGGCAUCCAUAUAGCAAGGUUCUUGCCCAGGCCCAAGACACAAUUGCAGAGGCCUUUGUAAAGGUAGGAGACCAAGAACAAGCACAAAAGCACUGCAAAGCAUCAAUUCAGAUCCUCGAGAAGGUAUACCACCCGAAACACAUCACCAUUGCACACGAGCUAAUCAAGCUCGUUUCGAUUCUGCUGUCCCUGGGAGACGGGGCAAGUGCAGCAGCCACAUUCGCACGAGCGGAGGCAAUAUUCUCCCUGUACUAUGGGUCUCAUAUGGAGAAGAUUUUAGCAUACAUGGGUACCCUGAAGAGAGCUCUCCGCUGCGAGUCCACCACCGGAGCAUGCUGACAAUCUACAGAUGGAAAUGGUCCUUACAGUUUUGCGGAAUCACAUACUCCUAUGUAACACUUACCAAGCAAUGGUACUCUAGGAAAAAACAAGAAUACUACCAUAUACCAAGCAUUAUACAAUAUUAUUACUUGAUGCAGUUCUGUUUGAUUCUGGACAGAUGAAACUAGAAAACACAAAUUAGCUGAAGCCAGUUCCUGGCUUCUGGAUUUUCAGAAAUGAGUUUCCGAGAUCAUCUUAAUCAAA